This is a messenger RNA of Ahaetulla prasina, 9087 nucleotides long. RefSeq names its product 5'-3' exoribonuclease 1 (gene XRN1). The transcript is spliced from 45 exons. NCBI's taxonomy places the organism in Eukaryota, Metazoa, Chordata, Lepidosauria, Squamata, Colubridae. The coding region runs from base 108 to 5615 and encodes 1835 amino acids. Gene Ontology annotation, biological process: nuclear-transcribed mRNA catabolic process; rRNA catabolic process. Gene Ontology annotation, molecular function: 5'-3' RNA exonuclease activity; RNA binding. Gene Ontology annotation, cellular component: nucleus. The record is from RefSeq and is a predicted model, not a curated record.
GUUUGGGGCCUUGGCGGAAGGAAGCGCUUUCCCUGAGAGGAAAGGUGGCAAAGGUGGUUGUUUGGGUCCGAGAGGUAGCUUAAGAGGAAGGGCAGAAGCCGGCCGCUAUGGGGGUGCCGAAGUUUUAUCGGUGGGUCUCGGAGCGGUAUCCUUGCCUCAGUCAGGUGGUGAAGGAGCAUCAGAUUCCAGAAUUUGACAACUUAUAUUUGGACAUGAAUGGCAUUAUUCAUCAAUGUUCACAUCCUAAUGAUGAUGAUGUUCAUUUCCGAAUCUCUGAAGAUAAGAUUUUUGCUGAUAUAUUUCACUAUUUAGAAGUUUUAUUUCGCAUUAUUAAACCAAGAAAAGUUUUUUUUAUGGCAGUUGAUGGAGUAGCUCCAAGAGCAAAAAUGAACCAGCAACGUGGCAGACGUUUUAGGUCAGCAAAGGAAGCAGAAGACAAAAUUAAGAAGGCAUUAGAAAAAGGAGAAAUUCUUCCAACUGAAUCCAGAUUUGAUUCUAAUUGCAUUACACCAGGGACUGAAUUUAUGGCCAGGUUGCACGAACACCUGAAGUAUUUUGUAAAUAUGAAGAUUUCCACAGACAAAUCUUGGCAAAGCAUAACUGUCUACUUAUCAGGCCAUGAGACACCAGGAGAAGGAGAACAUAAAAUUAUGGAAUUUAUUAGAUCAGAAAAAACAAAACCUGACCAUGAUCCAAACACAAGACACUGUCUCUAUGGUUUAGAUGCUGACUUGAUAAUGCUUGGGCUGACAAGUCAUGACCCACACUUCUCCCUUUUAAGAGAAGAGGUCCGGUUUGGUGGCAAAAAGUCACAAAGAGCAAGUGCCCCAGAAGAAACCACUUUUCAUCUUUUGCACUUAUCAUUAAUGAGAGAAUAUAUUGACUAUGAAUUUUCACCAGUUAAAGACAAGAUUUCAUUUCCAUAUGAAAUUGAAAGAAUAAUAGAUGACUGGAUUUUAAUGGGCUUUCUUGUUGGAAAUGAUUUUAUUCCUCAUCUACCUCAUUUUCAUAUUAACCAUGAUGCAUUGCCGCUGCUUUAUAGAACAUACAUGACUACAUUGCCUGAACUUGGAGGUUAUAUAAAUGAAAGUGGGCACCUCAACUUGCCCCGCUUUGAGAAAUACCUUAUAAAAUUGUCAGAUUUUGAUCGUGAACACUUCAGUGAAAUCUUUGUAGAUCUAAAAUGGUUUGAAAGCAAAGUUGGUAAUAAAUAUUUAAAUGAAGCAGCUGGUAUUGCAGCUGAAGAGUCAAAAAAACAAAAAAAUCUCAAGGCUCAGGAAAACGUUAUAUGCUUGGAUGCUUUAGAGAAAACUGACAAUGGACAUAUAGAAGCUUCAAAAACAGCAGUAGAAGAUGAACUGGAAGAUGAGGGUUUGUUUGAAGCAGAAUUUAGACAAUACAAACGGACAUAUUAUAUGACAAAGAUGGGUGUAGAAGUUGUUUCAGAUGACUUUCUGGCUGACCAGGCAAAAUGUUACGUCCAGGCAAUACAGUGGAUAUUGCAUUAUUACUACCAUGGGGUUCAAUCAUGGAGCUGGUACUACCCUUUCCAUUAUGCACCUUAUCUCUCAGAUAUUUGCAAUAUCAGUGAACUGAAGAUUCAUUUAGAUUUAGGAAAACCAUUUAUGCCAUUUGAACAACUUCUUGCAGUGCUUCCUGCAGCUAGCAAGGAUUUAUUACCGAAAUGUUACCAGCAUUUAAUGACUAGUGAAGACUCUCCCAUUAUUGAAUAUUAUCCAACAGAAUUUAAAACUGAUUUAAAUGGAAAGCAACAAGAGUGGGAAGCUGUAGUUUUAAUCCCAUUUAUUGAUGAGAAAUUAUUAUUAGAAGCAAUGGCACCAAGCAACAAAUUAUUGAAAGCAGAAGAAAAGCAAAGAAAUAGACACAGUGAAUGCCUAAUGUGCUUAUAUGAUAGAGAUAAAGAAUUCCGGUAUUUAUCACCGUGGCCAGAAAAGUUCCUUUCCAUAGAAAAGUGUCAUACGAGGUGUGAAGCUGUGUCUAUGGAUGCUUGGCAUGUGGAUAUAGCUGAUAAUAAAAUUACUCAAUUAGAUACUGAGAAGUUAUAUUUUUGUGGCUUUCCUACUCUAAAACACAUUAAUCACAAGUUUUUUCUGAAAAAAAGUGGAGUGCAAGUAUUUCAGCAAAGCAGUCAUGGAGAAAAUAUGUUGCUGGAAAUUAUAGCUGCAGAAGACUCAGAGGAGUUAGAUAUAAAAAAAGUAGCCAGUUUGAUACUUGGGAAAUCAAUCUUUGUUAACUGGCCACAUCUUGAGGAAGCCAGAGCUGUUGCUGUAUCUGAUGGUGACACUAAGUUUUACUUGGAGGAGCGUCCUGGAACCCAAAAAGUUUAUAGGGGAAAUGCUGUGCCACCAACUAAAGUAGCAUUUGUUGGAGAAAAGGAAAAUAAUGUAUGGAUAAAAGAAAUCCAGGGAAUUUCAGAACACUACCAGAGAAGAAAAGGAGUAAUUAUAAACGAAACAUCUAUAAUUGUAUAUGCCCAAUUACUAACUGGGAGUAGAUAUCAGUUAAAUCAAAAUGGUGAAGUGUAUUUUGAAAAGCAGUGGUCCAAGCAAAAUCUACCUUUUGCAUACCAGACAAUUGUCAAGGAUAUAAAAACUUUUGAUUGCCGCUUCUCCAAAUUAAAAACUUUGGAUGACCUAUUCCCUCUUGGAUGCACAGUUUUCAUGCUAGGAACACCUUACUAUGGCUGUACAGGAGAAGUUCAGAAUUCCUCUGAUGUAAUCUCAGAUGGCAGAAUCCGUGUUGUUUUCAACAUUCCAAUUGAACCUCAGCUGGAUAUCUUAAUACAGAAUCAGCAUAAAUAUUCUGUGAAAUAUAAUCCUGCAUAUGUGUUGGCCAGUCGCCUUGGAGUGAGCAGCUAUCUUGUGUCAAGAUUUACAGGAAGCAUUUUUAUUGGAAGAGGAGCCAGGAGAAAUCCACGUGGAGACCAUAAAGCAAAUGUAGGUUUAAAUCUGAAAUUCAAUAAAAGGAAUGAAGAAGUCCCUGGCUACACUAAAAAAGUUGGAAAUGAAUGGAUGUACUCUUCUGCAGUGGAACAGCUUCUAGCUGAAUAUUUAGAAAGAGUACCAGAACUUUUUACUUACUUAGCCAAAAACAGUCCAGAAGAUAUAUUUUAUGAAGAUGAUAUUUGGCCUGGUGAAGAGGAGAAUGGUGCUGAAAAAGUUCAAGAAAUCAUGUCAUGGCUUAAGGCUCAUCCUGUCAGUACACUUUCACGUUCAUCUUGUGAUUUGCAAAUUCUGGAUGCAGCUAUCAUUGAAAAGAUUGAAGAAGAAAUAGACAAAUGCAAGCAAAGAAAAAGUAAUAAGAAAGUGCGUGUGACAGUGAAAUCUCACUUAUUAUACAGACCUUUAGAACAACAACAUGGAAUUUUACCAGAUCAAGAUGCAGAUUAUCGAUUGUUUGAUCGUGUUGUGAAUGUGAGAGAGAACUUUUCUGUUCCCCUUGGACUUCGUGGUACUAUAAUAGGAAUUAAAGGAGCCAGCAGAGAAUCUGAUGUGCUGUAUGAAGUACUGUUUGAUGAAGAAUUUCAUGGAGGUUUAACAAUAAGGAGUUCACCUUCCAGAGGAUACCGCAUGCCAGCUUGUGCCUUAAUUAACAUAUCUCAUGGCUAUCGAACUGAAACAGGAAAUCAGAAGUUAACAGCCAUAGUUAAGCCACAGCCAGCUGUGAGUUCCUACAACUCAUAUUCAUCAGAAUCCUUUUCUGUAUCUUCCCAAAAAGCACCUCUAGGAGGCCUCAAUCAUUCUCCUCGUUCCCUCUUUGUUCCAACUCAACAAUUGAAUGGAAGACAGCAUAAUAGUAUCAAAACAGAAAAGCAGGGCAAUUCCAGUUCUCAGCAGAAAGUAACCUAUACAAGUAUCCAUCAGAAAUGUAAACAAGCUCACAAUAAAAAAGAUGAUGAAUUUUGCAACAUUUGGCAAUCAUUGCAGAACCCUGGAAAGUCUCAGUCUUCCCUACAAAAUAAGGAUGAACUGGUUGAAGAUUUUUUACCUCAAUAUGUAAACUUCGGUGCCAGUAAUAGGUCCUGCAAACCAGGUUUCAAUGAGAAUAGCUUUAAAAUCCAGCAAAAAACCCAGGACUCAUUUAGGAAAUCUAAAGAAGAUUCUAAAGAGCCAAGAAAUGAAGGUCAAACACAAAAAAUAUCAAACAAACUGGUUGAAGAUUUUUUACCUCAAUAUGUAAAAUUCGGUGCCGGUAAUAGGUCCUGCAAACCAGGUUUCAAUGAAAAUAGCUUUGAAAGCCAGCAAAAAACCCAGGACUCAUUUAGGAAAUCUAAAGAAGAUUCUAAAGAGCCAAGAAAUGAAGGUCAAACACAAAAAAUAUCAAACAAACUGAAUUUUGCAGGUGCAAGUAAGAGUAAUGUAAAGCUUCUGAAAAGAAAUGAAAGCUCAAGUACACAAAUAGAACAAAAAUCUGCAAUUCAUGAUCCCAGUAUAACUGCAAAGAAUGGGUCUGAACUUGGAGAUAUUUUGGCAUCGUUAAAAAUUUUCAAAGAAAAGGAACAAUCAUCUGAUUCCAAGGAGCCAACAAAUGAAGAUCAUUUAUCUCCCCAGUCUUUUGCCAUGAAAGGAACACAGAUGCUCAAAGAAAUUUUGAAGAUAGAUGCUUCUGCCACUCCAGAAAGAAAGACUAAUGAAAUUUCACCUUCCACUUGUAAACAGGACUCUUUUGAACCUGCAUCACAAUGUAGACACCCCCAAAAGAUAGUGGACUUCAUGAAUAAAUCUAAUAUUGGAGGGUCACAGAACAUUCAAGCUAUGGGAAAAGGAAGCCAUCCUCCACUUGGAACACCAAAUACAGUAUCCACUGCUGUGUCUGAACUUUCUCGUAUCUGUUCUCUUGUUGGAAUGUUGCAACCAGAUUUCUCAUUCCUUAGAACCCCACAGACAAUGACAGUUUGUCAAGUGAAGUUAUCCAAUGGCUUAUUAGUGCAUGGACCUCAGUGCCAUUCUCAAAAUGAGGCCAAAGAGAAAGCAGCAUUUUUUGCUUUACAACAGUUGAGCUCUAUUGGGAUGAAUUUUCCCCUGCCACCGCAGCAACCAUUGCCACCCCCACCAAUAUUUCCAAAUUAUCAGCCACUGGGAAAUCUUAUGGCACCGAGAGCAAUCCCACCGGUUUUUAGUCAACAGCAGACUGCUAAUAUAUUUCCUUCAUCAUUUCCUGCCUUUGGUUCAGUGCAAUGGGGAGCAGCAAUGCCAGUUCACAACAAAUCUUACUAUACAGGUUCAUAUCCUGGAACUGCAUAUCCUGCAACAAUACCAGUUGGCACACAUAACCAAUUUAUACCUUUGCAGGUAACUAAAAAAACAGCUGCAAACAAAAUAACUUUUGAGUCUAAGGAGUUCCAAGCUUCUCUUCAGGAUGCACAGUUAAAGAACGAUCAGUCAAUAUCUGACACUACAAAACUGAAUUCACCAGAUACUUCCUCAGAUCCUUUAAGACCCUCUCAGACUGUUCAAUCUGCAGCAUCUUUUCAAGAAAAAAUGGCACCUCCAAAUUCAAGGGUACCUCGUAAAAAGUCAACACCAAAUGUUUCUACCAAACGAAAACCCAGAAAAUUGGCUGUCAAUUUUGGUACAUCGAAAUCUUCAGAAUAAGUAUGGUACACAGAAUACUUACCUUUUUAUUGUAUUAUACGAAUAAAUUCAAUUUUAAAAUUUAAUUCUAAUCCAAAUUAUGCUUUUAAUUAAUAUUUUCUGCCAGUCACAUUAUUUUUAAUACUAAUUAUGCUCAUUAAAGAAUAUUAUUUAGUUGAUAAAAUCCAGAAACUUUUGAAUUAAGGUAGUUAUACUAGCCAUCUUGCCUAAAAAAUUUUUUUAAAAUGGGUUUUAAACAUUAACGCAAGAGAGCAGCAAUAAUAUUGAUAGCGCUAGAAUUGCUUUUUCAAAACUGGAAGUGAGUCUGAAAGAAUUAUUUCUGAUGAUUUGUCUCCUUUUUAAAGAUUACAUAACUUCUACAAACUAUUUAUAUGUAACCAUUAUUUUAUUUCUAUAUUUCAGAUUCUUUUAAUCUGAUACGGCGUGAAUAGAUUUUAACUACUGUGGCACUGCCAACUUUAUAUAAAAUUAUAUCUAGGAAUUAUACCAAAGCAAUUUAAGAACUUAAACAUGUCCUAAAAUUAUUGUACAAUUACAACUACCUGACAAUUACAGGUAGUUAUGACAAUUAGGACGAGAAUUUCUGUCACUAAGUGAUGUGGUCAUAAAGUAAGAAUAAUGUUACUGACUACAUUGCUUAAUGACUACAAUCCAGCAUUCUUUGUCCCUCCCAGCCAAAGUCUCAAUAAGGUAACGGACUGCCUCCAGUUUCCCCCCUCCCAUCUAUCUCACACCCAGUUUCUGCCCUUUGACCACCCUGUACUCUACCUUGUGGAGCAGCAAGCAACCCCAAGAACAACAUGACUGAGGCUGUGUGACAUGCCAUGGGAAGCUCAGCCUAGUCCUAGUUAAUCUUACCACUCUGCACUAGCAGACCCCUCCCACCCUGUGCUCUGCAACCCCCCCUCCACUGAUCUUCACCAUUUCCUUGCUCCCACUGCCAACGAGGUAUGCCUAAUCUGGCUGCUGGACUGGGCAGCCCUUCCGCUGGGGGGGGGGGCGUGGGGGGGAGUUCAAGGCAGUCCCUUUGCAAAAAGUUUCUCAGCAAAGCUGAGCUUUAUGUUCCCAAAAUAAAUAAAUAAAUAAAAACUAAAAGCAGUCCCAAGGAGGGGAGGGUUGGAACAGUAGGCUAAUCCCUUCUAGAAGCUCUUUACAAGGGGUUGCUUUGAGGGACCCCUACACUUUUAGUAACAGAAAGCUCACCCCCACCCAGAAGCUGGUUACGAAAGGUCUGCUUCAGGUUUUAUUUUUCCACAGCUGAAGCCAAGUCCACCAACCAGGCUGGGCAAACCUCAUCAGCAGUGGGAGGAUGAAGACAGUGAAAGUUAGCUGAGGCAGUGGAGCACACGGCGUCAGGGUUCCCAAAAGGCACAGAUGGGGGCAUAGGUGGGGAGGAAUUGAAGUGCCCCUGGGGUCAUAAAUGUAGGCAGGCUGUCAAGCACUCAAAAUUUGAUCAGGCAGCCAUAGGGGUGCUACAACAGCUGUAAUUCAGGCAUGGGUUGUAAGUGUAUUUAUUCACCACCAUCAUAUCUUUGAACAGUCAUGAAUGGUGGUCAAGGACUACCUCUAAAUGUAUUUAACUAAAUUGCAUCAUGUUGUAGCAAAUAAGGUACACAAUUUAUUGAUCUGGGUUUAUCCUGAACACAAAAAUUAUUUCUGCACAUUGUUCAGUAAUCUCAUACACUUGGAUGUGGCAUACAACAUGAGCUCUGAACCUAUCCUUAUUUAUGAAAAUGAACUCUUUACAAUUUGGAACAGUUGUUUUUUCAUAGGAUAAAAAUUUUAUAAGAUUUCCUAGAAAAUAAUUGACAGUCUUAACUGAUUCUUGGACACCCCACAAGUCUUUUUAUUUUUGUUUCAUUGUUCACCUUCAGUGUCUUUUGGGAGAAAUAAAACAUGAAUCAGCAGGAUAUUGUUUUAUUACUAACGUCUGAAACAUUCAGAAUGUUUUUUUUUUACUGGAAGCAGCAAUAGCAUUAUAUGCAUGAGUAUGAUCACUUUCAAAUAACACAUUUUUCAUGCUAGAGUAAUUUCACUAUAGGAAAAUACCCAAAUAAUGGUGUCAAUAUAUUAUCUCCACAUACUUGCAUCCAAGCCGAGUCCAUGUAGAUCCAACACAAAAAACUCCUUUUUAACAUGAAAUUUAACAAUUUCAGGCAAAAUUAGUACAUUGUUACAUCACAGCAUGGGAAGUGGCCAUACUCACCACCUUCAAUUUGAACAAACAGUACUUUUCUUAUACUUUGCCUUGAAUUAUGUUUAACAGAGAAUACUUACUUAAUGAUGGCAUUUGGUUUUAAAUCCAGAGUAGUUUAGGAAUCAGCCUAUUAUUUUUCUGAGUUUAAGUAAAUUAGGCUGCCUGUUAAUUUGGGUUUUGGCAAUAGGUAUGGUAUGGUGAGGGAUGAAGUGGCUCAGUUGGCUAAGACUCUGAGCUUGUCGAUUGAAAGGUCAGCAGUUCAGUGGUUCGAAUCCCUAGUGCCGCAUAACGGGGUGAGCUCCCGUUACUUGUCCCAGCUUCUGCCAACCUAGCAGUUCGAAAGCACGUCAAAAAUGCAAGUAGCAAAAUAGGGGCCACCUUUGGUGGGAAAGUAACAGCGUUCUGUGCACCUUUGGUGUUUAGUCAUGCCAGCCAAAUGACCACAGAGACGUCUUCGGACAGCGCUGGCUCUUCGGCUUUGAAACUGAGAUGAGCACUGCCCCCUAGAGUCGGGAACGACUAGCACGUAUGUGCGAGGGGAACCUUUACCUUUUAAUAGGUACGGUCUGGUUACAGAUUUCCAUGGAUGACAACCACUUUUAUUUGCCAGUGUGACUGAAGGUUGGAUUGCUUUUUGUUUACAUGUUAAGGAAUAUAAACAUUCAUAUUCUAGGCCCUGGAAUGUUUUUUUUCUGUGUCAAAAUCUGUAAACUCUGUGUUAGCAACUAAGAAAAAGUUGACUUUCAACUAGCAAAAAUAUGCAUUUUUUCCUAUUAGAUUUAUAUUUGUUUUUUAUCCAAAUUGCUACUUACUUUCAAUGAUUUCAUUCAUAUCUGUACAUUACAUCUGUUGUAUUUUCAUUUUUCUUAUGAAUCAGCCAAAUCAGUGUUAGUGUCCAUAUAAGGUACCCUGGGGUUUUUUUAUGUUGUAAGACAUAAAUAAUUGGCUUAAGGUCUCUCAGAGUGUAUUUUAUAAAUGCUGGAUUUUUUCACAAAUCUUGUACAAAACAGUAUUUUAUUAAAAUCUCAAAGGGAAAAUGUGCAGAUUUUAUAAUUUCUUUUCUAGAAAAUGCUUUGUCUACCUAAGUGAGAUGUCAUAAAUUGGCAUGAAUAUCAAGUGUAUUUUUGUGUAUAGUGCGUGUAUGUCAGAAUUCUAUCAUAUCAUAUAAAAUAUUGUGCAAAGGUAUUUUAAAAUGCAAAUUUACAAUGUACAAUGAAGGAUUAACAUAUAUGGUUGAAAUACCAUGGAGAAAUUUAAUACAAUAAUUUUAUAUAA